AUGGGCAAAGACGACGCGGAGACAACCGCAUUAAAAAAGGAGCUGGAUGACUUAAUAAAAAAAUGCCAGGAAGAUCAAAAGAAGCAACAAGACACCACGUUGGAAGAAGCUUGCUCUUCAGUGGCAGAUGCUCCGAAAAUAAAACUAUCCACGAAGAAACUUCUUAAAGGACACAUAAACAAAGUUAACUCGGUGCAUUACAGUGGUGACAGCAGACACUGUGUGACUGGAUCAUUAGACGGAAAAUUGAUCAUCUGGGACUCAUGGACCGGCAACAAAGUCCAAGUAAUUCCUCUACGUUCGGCCUGGGUAAUGUCUGUCGCAUUUGCACCCUCUGGGAAUUUUGUUGCUUGUGGAGGGAUGGAUAAUAUGUGUACUGUCUAUGACGUAAACAAUCGUGAUGCAACUGGGUCAGCUAAAAUUACCCGGGAGUUAUUGGGUUACGAGGAUUUUUGCGCUCAUGCUGGAGAUGUCGUCAGUAUUAGUCUAUCUCCAGACGGAAACAGUUACAUAACUGGAUCCGUUGACAAAACUUGUAAAUUAUGGGACAUGAGGGAAGAAAAGGCCAAACAAACUUUCUUCGGUCAUGAAGCUGAUGUAAAUUCUGUUUGUUUUCAUCCUUCGGGAUACUCUUUUGUAACAGCAUCAGAAGACAAAACCGCUCGAAUGUGGGACUUGAGAUCUGACCAACAACUCGCUACGUACAAACCACCAAGCUCUAAUCCCGGAUAUACUUCUUGUGGAUUAUCCCUGAGCGGUAGAUAUAUCUUCUGCGCGAGUGACGAUAAUUCUAUUCAUAUAUGGGACACAUUGAAAGGCCAAUACAACGGAGCUUUAGUCGGACACGAGAAUAGAGUUACUUCUUUAAGCGUAGCUCCAAAUGGAAUGGCAGUAGCCAGCUGCUCAUGGGAUCAAUAUGUCAGGGUUUGGGUUUAA
Cotesia congregata is the source of this 936-nucleotide messenger RNA. Lineage: Eukaryota; Metazoa; Arthropoda; Insecta; Hymenoptera; Braconidae. The record is from the annotation of a GenBank genome assembly.